Molecule: messenger RNA, 6484 nt
Organism: Gryllus bimaculatus (two-spotted cricket)
Lineage: Eukaryota; Metazoa; Arthropoda; Insecta; Orthoptera; Gryllidae
Source: the annotation of a GenBank genome assembly
CUUUCCUGUUUGAAAGUUGUAGAUAGAGAAAUUGGAGGUACAACAGCCCAAGAGGAUUCUUGUUCUGCUUUAUAACCAGAGUGGAUUGCUCUGGUUGCAAAUCCAGGCUCUUGUUUCAAAUAUCCUUCUACAGACAUUAUUCUUCUUCUGCUAAUAACCUUAAGUUGAUAGAGCUCUGUUGCGUGCUGAAAACGAACUGAGCUGCUCAGUCUUGGUUGUACUUAACAUAGAAACCCUAUCACAGAAAUCUGUUGUAAUCUGCGAGUCAAUGGCGAAGGUCGUUUACUAUUUGCACAAUUAUACCAUCUAUUUUGGUUUUGAAUAAUUGGCUCCAUUAUUUCAUGGUUUGUGAACAUUUCACACCUGAACUUAUUUUUUAAAGCUUAAAUCAUUGUUCUUCGAUUAUAAAUACUUCGAAAUUUGACACUUCUCUGAUACAUGUGAUAUUUUUUAAUCUUUUGUUGUCAGUAUUCGUGAUAGAGAUGAUGAAACGAGAAUAUAAUUUUCAUUUGUGCUGAGUGUUGUUCAGGGGUGGUAACUUCAUACCUAUGUAUAUUCACACAUAUGACUAUAUUUAAAAGUGCGGAAAUAUGAGUGACGUGUACCGAUGGCGCUGGCGCAGAGACGCGAACGGGGUUUGGUGGGGUUGGGUUUCGGCAAGGGUUCGGUACGAGAGAACUGCCGCAGGCUGCUUUCGGUUACCCAGUGAUCCCCCAGCUUGGUCGGGGUGCAAGGGUGAAAGAGGGUGCGGAUUGUGAACCUGCAUUGCAGCUGCGCGAAGUAUUGAUAUUUUGAUAUAAAAUGGCUUCAAUGAGACGGACCAAGGUGAUGAAAGUGUAUAGAUGUCCUACAGACGAACUGUCACUUACCAACUGCGCUAUUGUGAACAGAAAAGAUUUUCCAGAUGAUGUUAAGCAUAUUCAGGUGAGCACAGGAUCUUCACAGCAUUAUGUAUUCACAGUUCGAUUCCACCCAGAGGUGCCAGAGAAUUCUGUUGGGUUUAGUUUACCUCAGCGAAAAUGGGCCACUUUAUCACUUAACCAGGAUAUAGAGGUUAAGCCUUAUGAUUUUGAUCCCAUGUCAAGUACAGAAUGUUUGUGCUCAAUGACUUUAGAAGCUGAUUUUCUGCAGAAGAAAACGACAACAUUGGAUCCCUAUGAUACUGAUCAAAUGGCAAAGGAAUUCUUAAUGCAGUUUUCUGGUCAAGCCUUCACUGUUGGCCAACAGCUUGUAUUCAGUUUUCAAGAAAAAAAACUAUUGGGCCUUGUUGUAAAGUCAUUGGAAGCGGCUGACUUAAGUGCCAUAAAAGCUGGUCAGGAAGCUAAACCUAAAAAGACAAAAAUGGGUCGCUGCUUAGGGGAUACUAUCGUACAAUUUGAAAAAGCUGAAAGCUCUUCCCUGAACUUGGUUGGUAAAGCAAAAGGGAAACAACCCCGCCAGUCCAUUAUCAAUCCUGACUGGGACUUCCAGAAAAUGGGUAUUGGAGGACUAGACAAAGAAUUCAAUGCGAUUUUUAGAAGAGCAUUUGCUUCUCGAGUUUUUCCUCCUGAGGUUGUGGAACAGUUGGGCUGCAAGCACGUGAAGGGUAUUUUGCUGUAUGGUCCUCCAGGAACUGGAAAAACAUUAAUGGCACGACAGAUUGGAAAAAUGUUGAACGCUCGUGAGCCAAAGAUUGUCAAUGGACCUCAGAUUCUGGAUAAAUAUGUUGGAGAGUCUGAAGCUAAUGUUCGUCGUCUGUUUGCUGAUGCUGAAGAGGAAGAAAAGAGACUUGGACCAAACAGCGGUCUUCAUAUUAUUAUCUUUGAUGAGAUUGAUGCUAUAUGUAAAGCUCGUGGAUCUGUUGCUGGAAAUACUGGAGUUCAUGAUACAGUUGUGAAUCAGUUGUUGGCAAAGAUAGAUGGAGUGGAGCAAUUGAAUAACAUUCUCGUCAUUGGAAUGACAAAUCGACGUGACAUGAUUGAUGAAGCUUUAAUGAGACCUGGUCGACUUGAGGUUCAAAUGGAAAUUGGAUUACCUAAUGAAAAAGGCCGCUUUCAAAUUUUGAAUAUUCACACUGCUAGAAUGAAAGAUUUCAAGAAAAUUCAUUCAGAUGUAGAUAUAAAGGAAUUGGCAGUUCUUACAAAAAAUUUCAGUGGUGCAGAGCUUGAAGGCUUAGUUAGAGCUGCUCAGUCUACUGCUAUGAAUCGAUUGAUAAAGGCAGCAAGUAAGGUGGAAGUUGAUCCAGAAGCUAUGGAAAAAUUGUUGGUGAAUCGUGGAGACUUUCUUCAUGCUUUGGAACAUGACAUAAAACCUGCUUUUGGGUCAAGUGCAGAGGCAUUAGAGCAUUAUUUGGCUCGUGGCAUUAUAAAUUGGGGAAUGCCUGUAAGCGGUGUACUAGAAGAUGGUUUACUGCUCAUCCAACAAGCUCGCUGUACUGAAACCUCUGGGUUAGUCUCAGUGUUGCUUGAGGGCCCUCCUAACUCUGGGAAAACGGCCCUUGCUGCCCAGCUGGCAAAGAAUUCUGAUUUCCCAUUUGUGAAAGUUUGCUCUCCCGAAGAAAUGGUUGGCUUCACCGAAUCUGCCAAGUGCCUGUAUAUCAGAAAAGUGUUUGAUGAUGCAUAUCGUUCACAGCUAAGCUGUAUCCUUGUUGACAACAUUGAAAGACUGUUGGAUUAUGGACCAAUUGGUCCACGUUAUUCCAAUCUCACUUUACAGGCUCUUCUAGUUCUUUUGAAAAAGGAACCACCAAAAGGCAGGAAAUUGCUUAUUUUGUGUACCAGCAGUAGAAGACAAGUGCUGGAGGAUAUGGAGAUGCUUUCAGCUUUUACAGCUAUUCUGCAUGUACAUAAUCUCUCUAAAGCUGAGCAUUUGCUUGCUGUCCUUGAGGAAUCCGAUGUUUUCUCCAAGAAGGAUGUAGCUAACAUAAGCCGAAAAAUCCAGGGACAAAGGGUAUUUAUUGGUAUCAAGAAACUACUGGCUUUAUUGGACAUGGCUCGCCAAACAGAAGAGCAGUAUCGAGUCACAAAAUUCUUAACGAAACUCGAAGAGGAAGGAGCUCUUGGUGAAACAGGAAUAUCUUUGCAGUAAAAUCUUUGAAUUAUAAGAAUAUGUAUUUAAAAUUGAAUUGAUCCAUAAGAUAAUUUAUGUAAAGAAUUCAUCUAUUCCUGUUAGAUUAAUGGAGACAAAAUAGGGCAAUUUCAUGAAGUUUUAGGAUGCUUUUCAAUUUUGACUGAAUUAUUUCUGCAGUUGAAAUACUAAAACGAAUUGGAGCUUAAAGAUUUUUGGAAAUCAUGAAAAUAGUUGAAUAAUGAAGUUCAUGACCAUGUUUGCACAAUGGCAUGUACUAAACAUUUAAUCUGUAUUUAAUAUUAUCAUAGAAUUUUGUAUGUUUGAAACAUCUGUCUUGUGUUUAUGAAACAGUAAACAAGCCUGUGUGUUAAGAGAAAGUUUUGUGAUGUCCAAAUGAUCUUCUUAAAAGAUUAUGUCUUGAAGUUCUAGGCAUAUUAAUAUACAAAUAAGUUCUGCAAAUAACCUUUCCAGAAACCAUGUGGUUCAAGUUUAUUUUAUAUAUGAUUAAUUGCUCUCCAAUGUAUGUUUUGUAUACUUGUUGAACAUAUCACUUUGUGAUUAUAGUUUACUUUUAUCUUGGGUUUACAGAAAAACCAUUCUUAUAAUUUUGAUAAUUUAAUAUAUCUGAAGAAAGCACAUUUCUUUUUUAAGAAACACAAUAUUUAAAUUAAUUGUUAUGUAGUGGCAUUCUUUUGUGUAAAUGAUCUGUGACUAUUUGAGCAAGAUUUCUAAAUAUUAUUUUAUCGUGUACAAUUAUUGGAAUAAGUGAUAUUUUUCCGUGUGUGUCCAUUUCGUGGAGUUGAAAUGUUAAUGAAAAUAAAUUGUUUUUCAUAGAUUUGCAAAACAGAGAUGAAGGAACUUCAUACAUACAUCAAAAGACCAGAAAACAUUCCUGCUUUGAGAUUAUUAUUAUAUAUGUAUUUGCAGUAUGUAUUUGCAUAUUGCAUAUUUUUAUUAUGUGUGGUGAAAUAAAAUUGUUUGAAAAGAUUGGUUCAGAGUUGAGAAAUGCCCAUAUCAUUUUGUGUGAAGCUUAUUAGAAACUAUAAUCACUAGUUUGAAGGAUAGAAAUAACAUGUCAUUGGCAUUUAUUCUGUGAACUUCGUGGUUCUUGUACUGAUGAAACAAUUUUAAUGAGAAGUGUGCAUUAAAAACUAGACUUCAUAGUGUUGGUUCAGAAAUGUGAACACUAAAUAAGAAAAUUCUAAAAAGAACUGAAAGAUGCAAUUUUGCUUUUAACUUAGGAUUAGUGGAUGCACAAUAAAGUGUGUCAUAAAACUAUUUUUUGUGGUUAAAAAGAAAUGUAACUAAUUUUGUACUUAAGUUUCUUUAAUGAAAUCUAGAAAUGUGCCUAAUUGUAUUUCUCUAGCACUUAACUUAAUAAUUUCAAGAACAUUUCUGAAAGUGAAUAUUUGAUUAUUGGAGUUAAGUUAUGACUAUGUUUUGAUCAACAAACAAGGAAGGAAAAUUGAAUGCCCAAAUAUUAAAGAAUCAACCCUGUUAAAGAUGAUGUAUUAUAUUUCUUCCCCUGAAAAAAAGAGCUUUAUUUUAAUUAAAGUUUAAAACUUCUCCACUCAUGUUUUUGUCUUUCAAACACCCUGAAAGCUUCCAUACAUUGACUCCAACAGGGUUUCUUUUCUUUUGUUUUUUAAUUGUGCCUCAUAGAAGUGCUAGCUACUCCUCCAUUUAUUACAUCAUGAGUGGAAGUUUUAACUAUAAUUUUAAAGAAGUAAUUGUUGAUAAUGGAAAAAUAUGUAACAAAAUAACACCAUUGUUUCUGUUGUACUGAUAUUGGUAUAUAUUAGUAUACAGUAGAGCUAGUUUCAGAGAGAGUUAUUUGUUAAUGUAGUUGUUGAGAACUUUUUGACAAAAAGAACUUCUUACCUAGCUGCUAUUCUUCAACCUUUAGGACAGAAGGUUGAUUCAUGUAGUGUGACACUAUAUUCAAACUGAAAUGUUCAGUAGCUGUUGAUGUUUGCACAUUGUUCUAAUAGGACAAUUAAUAGGUCUUAAUAUUGGGCACAAUUUGUUUGUGGAAAAUUAUUAAAUACAGAUGUUUAUUACAGCCAGUAUAGAAUGGUGAAUAGUUUUAAGUAUUUGUAUUAUUGAUGUGUGUGCUAGUUUUCAAGAAGGCAAAUUCUAAAAUUGCAAUAUUAAAAUUCUAACUUGUAUGUAAAUGAUACUUAAUGGUACCUUAAUGUUUAUGAAGUUUAGUUGUUCAUGGAUGUGCUCUUAGAUUGUAUUGUGAACUAUUUAACUCAAGUAAUCUUUGUCUUUCUCUACAAUGCCUAUAUUUGAUGUUUGUUAUUGGUGUAAAUAUCUCUCUGAAAAUGGCUCUUGGUUUGUAUUUAGCUGUCUGCACGAUAUAAAUGCUGAAGUAUGUAUCUACAUCAAAUUAUAGUUUAAUAAUGUUCGGUUAUUUGAAUUUAAUGUUUAUUGAAUCUAGUCCACGUGUGAGAAAACAGCUGGAACUUUGGAAUGUAAAUGUGACGGAUAGAGGUAUUGAUAAAGUUUUAUAGUUCAUUGUUUUGUUAUACUAUUAAAACUUCCUUUGUACAUAUGUGUAUAUUUGCUAAGUUAUUGAUAUGUUUAUAGAUAUAUUUGCAACGAACAUUAAUUCACCAUUUGUGUUAACCAUUCCAAUAAAAAUCUAAUGAUAUAUUUUAUGUCAUGUUAAAAAAUUUACAACAGUUGAAAUCACAAUGAAUAGCAAUAAAUAUGUUAUUACUCUUAAUUCAUGUUAUUUAUUUUGUAUUGCUUGAAAGUUAAAUUAGUUUCUAAAUCAUGCCUAUUUUUUUUUUAUUAUUUCAGUGUAGAUUGUAAACUAUUGAUGUGUUGGCCUUUUGACACUGUGUGAAAGAAAAUGUAAAAUUGGCUAGAAGGUUGACAAAGGAAUUUGAAAAUCCAUGUGUCAUUUUAUUUGAGACACAGUUCCACACAAACAUUUUUAAUUUGCUAUGAAUUUGGAAUGAAUGUGCCUUGAAACCAUUGAGGUAUUUGUAAGUUCUUUAUACUUUCAGCGGGUGACUGACAAAAAACUGUGGAACUGUGGGGAAAGAUUCAAAUUUAUAGAGGUUUCAAGGAUGAUCACUUUUUUACUUCGUUGCAUGCGGCUUAUGAUUUGUAGAGAAAGUAGUGUAAUGCUGCAAGGGAAACAGCGGAUUUCUAACUUAAAAAUUCUUAUUGGUGGGCCUUGGUAAGAAAAAAAUCAAUAAAUCUUGCUUUUAUAUGUUGUAAAUGACUUUCUGUAUAAUGUGUAUUCAGAAUCCGUUUUGUGGGACCUAUACAUCGAAAAAUCAAUAGCUAGCAAAACGCCCACCUGUUUGCGUUCACCUAAAAUCGUUCAGACAAUUUUUUUCAAAAUAAAACUCUCCGAUGGACUGAACAAGCUCAAAGCCCUGCGUGUUAGAAAUUGAUACAUUGAUUUUGGAGUUUCUUA